Molecule: messenger RNA, 1782 nt
Organism: Poecilia reticulata (guppy)
Lineage: Eukaryota; Metazoa; Chordata; Actinopteri; Cyprinodontiformes; Poeciliidae
Source: RefSeq, a predicted model, not a curated record
UCAAACUGAUUGUAGAAAUACAACUGAAAAAGAAAGUUAUGAUGACGGAACAGGCUGAGAAAAACUCCUCAUGCGUAGCUGACAGGUUUUUUCCCCUCUGUUUUUUAAGCGAUUCAGCCGCCCCCUGUUGGAAUGGCGCCCUGGGUGGUGAGUCAUACAGGCAGAARAAGCAGCUAAUUUUAAACAUAAUCUCAUAAAACUAUAUUUUAAUAAAUGUGAUCAGUCGUGGACGACCUCAUGUAGGUCUAAAAUAACAAAAUACUCUGAAUAUCAUGYAUUUCUGCUCAUGUUGAGCCUGAGACGUCGACGUUAACGAGUUGGUCGAGUUAAACCUGCAACAGGAUGUUUAUUACAKCAACAGGAACUUAAAAGGUGGCGCUACUUUCGUUUCCAAGCUGAGACUGUUGAUGCUCUUUUGCACACAUAAGAAAUAAAAAUAACCUGGUUCCAAAAUAAUGGAUUUUGGAACCGCGUGACUCUUCCUAAUGCGUCUUAAGACAAUUUAAAGCUGAUGGAGCCGAUAUGAUGGGUGAGUUUGAGCAUCUUGGCUGAAUUCUGCAUGUUUCAGUGUUUUCUUUGUAUCUGAUCUUAAAGGUUCGUAGCUAUAGGUCCAUCUUUAAAGUACGGCGUAUUUCCUAAGACCUUCAGCCUGAAGGUCGUCUCCUCGCGACUCCUUCGUCAGGCGGCGCUGAAGAACAAGAUCCAGAUCAAGGAGCAGAUGCCCAAAUAUCUGAUGGGAGAAAUCCAGCUCUGCACCACAAGCUGUGCUUUGAAGGAACUUGUGACUCUUGGGAAGCAGCUUUAUGGAGCUAAACUCAUCCUGCAGAGGUUUCAGGUCAGGAAAUGUGCACAUCUGAAAAACCCAAUCCCAGCGUCUGAGUGUCUGCUGUCAAUGCUGGAGGAGACGAACCCACACCACUACUUUGUUGCCACGCAGGACCGUGCAGUAACUGAUGGACUCAAAAAGAUCCCAGGYGUCCCUCUGCUCUACAUCAUCCUCAACACCAUGGUGCUGGACAAGCCCAGCCAGGCGUCCCUGGACCACGUCCAGGCCGUUCAGCUGGGGGAGCUGGUGACCCCGGYCCAGCAGCAGAGCAUCCGCAGCCUGAAGGAGGAGCAGGGCAUCRGCCAGAAAGUCGGGGAGAGGCGGGGGAAGAAGAGGAAGAGGAAACAGAGCAACCCCAACCCUCUGAGCUGCCUGAAGAAGAAGAAGAAGAAAGGUGUGCCGACUCCGGCGCUGAAGAAGACGGAACCAGGGGAGAAGAAGAAAAGAAGUCGACACAAGAGAAGAAAAGCGGCAGAAGGAGACAACAUGGCUGCUCCUGUAGUUAUUAGUACGUAGUGGGACAGAAAGACAAAGACUCAUGCCUUUAGCUUCUUAAACAAUGAGCAACAGUUUUAACGGACUCUCCGUUAAAACUGUUGCUGUUGAAAGUCUGUUGACUGUUGAAAGUCUGGUUCCAAGGAACCAGACUUUCUUGAUCUCCUUUUAUGUUGUAGCACAUCAGGAAAAACAUAAAUAUUACAAUGAAAGUAUCAACUCAAAUAAAUCAUCAAGGAUUACCGGGACUGUUUCUGUUUCCUCCAUGACUAUCAUCCCCUCUGUUAGCUUUAGCAUGUUGGAGUUCCUCACAACAGGCCAAAUGCGAUGUUUGUAUUGAGACCAUUUGCAUACAUCCAAACUUUUUAUCACAUGGGCCAAAAUCACGUCAAACAGACUUGAGGGCCAAAGUGAAUGUAAUUUUUCCAACUCAGCCAUAAAUUAAACAUGUAAUUCUGUAA